Molecule: messenger RNA, 2496 nt
Organism: Triplophysa rosa
Lineage: Eukaryota; Metazoa; Chordata; Actinopteri; Cypriniformes; Nemacheilidae
Gene: dpysl2a
Product: dihydropyrimidinase like 2a
Exons: 14
Coding region: 277-1998 (573 amino acids)
Cellular component (GO): cytoplasm; cytosol
Molecular function (GO): hydrolase activity, acting on carbon-nitrogen (but not peptide) bonds, in cyclic amides
Source: RefSeq, a predicted model, not a curated record
GUCAGGGCGGGGCGUUGCGCAUGCACUGUGGCGUCGGACGCGUAAAUCUCUGUCCAUCGGCUUUCUGGUGGCGUAUUGCACGGCGAGGCUGUCAUUUUACACACUGGGGAUUUUUCUGUAUCCUCUUCUGUCUUCGGGUUUAUCGCAAACACCUUCAUCGGUUGCAUUCGGGUGGUUUCGUUCAGACGCGGCGGGUGUCAUUGAGUUGAGGGGCGUCGGUUCCUCAAAAGCGCAUCCAGAACAAUUACGCACGGAUCUCCACCCAUCAGCGACGAGAUGUCCGGAUACCAGGGCAAGAAAAACAUCCCUCGAAUCACUAGCGACCGUCUUCUCAUCAAAGGAGCGAAUAUAGUGAAUGAUGAUCAGUCGUUCCAUGCGGACAUCUACAUGGAGGAUGGCGUCAUCAAGCAAAUUGGUGAGAACCUCAUCGUUCCUGGUGGCGUGAAGACCAUCGAUGCCCACGGCAGGAUGCUGAUACCAGGUGGCAUUGACGUUCACACCCGCUUCCAGAUGCCCGACCGGGGCAUGACAGCGGCGGAUGAUUUCUACCAGGGCUCUCGAGCCGCUCUUGCUGGAGGCACCACCAUGAUCAUUGACCAUGUGGUCCCCGAGCCCGGCGUCAGUCUGAUCGCUGCUUUUAACCAGUGGAAGGAGUGGGCCGAUCAUAAAUCCUGCUGUGAUUAUUCUCUUCAUGUGGACAUCACGGAGUGGCACGGAGGAAUGCGGGAGGAGAUUGAAGCGCUGGUGAAAGACCACGGCGUCAAUUCUUUCUUGGUUUACUUGGCUUACAAGGAUGUUUUCCAGCUAAACGACUCUCAGAUGUACGAGGUGUUCAGUGCCAUCAGAGACUUGGGAGCCAUCGCCCAGGUGCACGCAGAGAAUGGUGACAUCAUCGCUGAAGAGCAGAAGAGGAUUCUGGGAUUGGGCAUCACUGGUCCAGAGGGACAUGUUCUGAGUCGCCCAGAGGAGGUGGAGGCUGAGGCGGUCAACCGGGCCGUAACUGUGGCCAAUCAGACCAACUGCCCUCUUUACGUCACCAAGGUGAUGAGCAAGAGUGCUGCUGAUGUCAUCGCCCAGACCAGGAAAAAAGGUACUGUGGUGUACGGGGAGCCCAUCUCAGCCAGCUUGGGUACGGACGGCACUCACUAUUGGAGCAAGAACUGGGCCAAGGCUGCGGCUUACGUCACCUCUCCUCCCCUCAGCCCUGACCCCACCACCCCGGACUAUCUCAACUCCCUGCUGGCCUGUGGUGACCUGCAGGUGACCGGCAGCGGCCACUGCACCUUCAACACCUCCCAGAGAGCCGUCGGCAAAGAUAAUUUUACUCUCAUUCCAGAAGGAACUAACGGCACCGAGGAGAGGAUGUCAAUCAUCUGGGACAAGUGUGUGGUGACUGGCAAGAUGGAUGAAAAUCAGUUUGUGGCUGUGACAAGCACCAACGCUGCCAAGAUCUUUAACCUGUACCCGCGCAAGGGCCGCAUCGCCGUGGGCUCUGACGCUGACCUGGUGCUGUGGGACCCAGACGCGUCCAAGAUCAUCUCUGCUAAGAACCACCACUCGGCGGUGGAGUAUAACAUCUUUGAGGGAAUUGAAGUACGUGGAGCUCCUCUGGUCGUCAUCAGCCAAGGGAAAAUUACACUGGAGGAAGGGACCCUUCAUACCACUGAGGGAUCUGGGCGAUACAUCACCCGUAAACCCUUCCCCGAUUACGUCUAUAAGAGGAUAAAGGCCCGUAGCUGGAUGGCUGAGCUGCGUGGAGUUCCACGUGGUCUGUAUGACGGCCCGGUCUGCGAGGUCACUGUAACACCCAAGGUCACAACCGCUGUCACUUCUGGUAAGACUUCUCCGGUCAAAUCUGCUCCUCAGCCGGUUCGCAACCUGCACCAGUCUGGUUUCAGUCUGUCUGGGGCUCAAAUUGACGACAACGUUCCUCGUCGUAACACUCAGCGCAUUGUGGCGCCCCCUGGUGGCAGGGCAAAUAUUACCACCCUGGGAUAAAGGCAGGCAUGGGGUUAAAGAAACAUGGGCUUUUUCUUGGACCAAUCCAACCAUCUGGUGUUUAAACAAGCACACCUUCCCUUUCCCCCUUACAUUUCAUGUUUCCCAAACUCCUGGUUCCUGUUAUUUAAAUGUGGCUUACUUGGUGUUUCAGGAUAACAUCUAGGUAAUCCGCUGGAAUAGUUGGCAUGACAGCAAACUUCAGUUUGGCUAAAGGUGGGAUAGCAUGCUAGUCUUGCAUUUGGUGCAUAGUAUGCGAAAAGAGUGUUGCGUCUUGUAUGCCAUAAUGAAAUACGCCUCCAUUUUGCAAAUGAUAGCUGAACCCAGAAUUAAUUUACUAGUUGCUUCAUUUAUGGAUCUUAUUUGUGCAUUUUGCAGAGAUUAUAUUCAAAGCCACAUUUGCUAAUGCAAAGUUUUACCAGUUCAACAGCACUUGUGAAAAGCAUGCUGAUAUAUUUUCCUUGAUUGGUGCUUUAUUUAUUUUUUUAACUUAAAUUU